Molecule: messenger RNA, 4971 nt
Organism: Scylla paramamosain (green mud crab)
Lineage: Eukaryota; Metazoa; Arthropoda; Malacostraca; Decapoda; Portunidae
Product: mucin-2-like
Exons: 4
Coding region: 504-2387 (627 amino acids)
Source: RefSeq, a predicted model, not a curated record
GCAAUGUUUUGGGUGUGUGUAUCUGGUGGCUGUAAGCUCCGCCCACUGGGUUCUCUUGUCUGGGACGGGAAACGGCGCGGGAAAGCGUCUCCUUUUGAUACUCCUUGUUUUUAACGAAAGAUGAAUUAGCAAGCCCACCGAAUGCCCCUCCCUCUGGUCACGUGGUAUAACUUAGCGAAUCAGACAUUCAGAAUUUCAGAGUUCAGACAGCGUGAGCGACUGCCGACUGAGCCUAACAACAAACAGUGCGAAUCCAGACCCUGUAUGGAGAGUGUGUGAUGUAUCUCGUCUCCUGACCCUUUCUUGCAGUAGCUGAGUAAGGCAGGUUGUUAGUUAGCACUGCUGCUGCUGCUGUACCUGCUACUGUUCCUGCUCCUGCUCCUGCUCCUGCUCCUGCUGGCUGAAGAAUUAGUAUUGUCAUCCCUAUGGUAGCUGCCCAAGCAGAUCCAUCCUGGGUCCUUUGAUGGUGUUUCCUAGCCGCCGCCACCAGUCUCAAGACAACCAUGUGGGGUAGAUACCCAACACCUGAGAACUACAGUGGGAAUUACAGAAGCAACCAAGACUUGUGGUACCUUGCACAGGACAACAGGCAGUAUCAAAAUGGCCAAAAACAACCACUAUGUGCUCCACAAUUCCCACAUGGCCCUCUGCACCAAUGGAAUGGUCCGGGAAGGAUGUGGCAGGGUUUCUGGAGUGGGAAUCGAGGCACUUCGCAGGGGACGUGGUACCCACUGGCACCAAGUCAAAGGGAACCAGCAUCGUGGUACCAUUCAAGGUGGCCAAGGAAGCAGAAUUCACCAAAACAUCCCAAGCAGAGUAGAAAGCCGUCCUGUCAUCCAUCCACGUCAGGACAGCCAUCUGAUCCGCCAAAAAUGACCAAACCUGAUCUGCCUUCCCAUCCAAAUCCAUCCGAGUCAAUGUUCCUUCCACCCACAUCCAUUCCCAAGCAGCCUGACCUUCCAAUGUCAACAUCUAUGUGUAAACAACCAUCCCAGCCAUCCACAAUGAUGUUCCUUCCACCUUCAUCCACCCUCAAACAGCCAGACCUUUCAAUAUCCACACCAUCAUCCACUCAACCUUCCACAUCAUCAGUUACACAACCAUCCAUGACCCAACCAUCCACAUCAGCUCAAAGACAUUCCACAUCAUUCACUCAGCCAUCCACAUCCAGACCAUCCACACUAACAUUCAUUCCACCUUCAUCCACCUUCAAGCAGCUGGACCUUCCAGCAUCCACACCAGCCACUCAGCCAUUCACAUCCCAACCAUCCACAUCAACUCUAAAACAUCCCGCCACACCAUCCACCACUCAUCCCUCCACCUUGGACCCUCCACCACAGCCCACAGACAAUCCUCUCAGCCCACUACCUGUUGAGUUCAAAUCUCCCCAGCCAGUUCCUGCCAGUCUUUCAAAACCAGCACAUUUCAAUUCCCCGAAGAAGCCAGAGAUUUCAAGACUUUCCCACUCACCACAGAAGGAAAACAAGAGGGGUCCCAGCAAUGCCCCGCAGAGCUCCACAGCUUAUGAACAGCAAAAGAGCAUCUCGGGUAUCGUUGCAGCUUCCGAACAGCAAGACAGUGCCUCAAAGCAGCCCCACAACUUGUCAGGGCAGAAAACAGCUUCCAAACAGCAGGUUAGCCCAGUGUUGCUGCAAAAUACUGCUUCUUCACAGCAAAAUGAUCCUUCAAAACAGCCACAGAACUCAAAGUCAGACAAGGAAACAGCCUUGUCACAGCAGAACAGUACAAAACAAGCUCAGGUCUCAGUGUUGCAGCAAAAUACAGCUUCACAGCAAAAUGGUACCUCAGAACUGCAGAACAGUACAAAACAAGCCCAGGAUUCAGUGUUACAGCAAAAUACAGCUUCCUCACAGCAAAACAUUGCUUCAGAACAGAUCCACAGCUCAAAGGCACAGCAGAACACCUCAAAAGAAGUCCAGAAUCCAGUGUCACAGCAAAAUAUUUUUUUGCAGCAAAAUGGUACCUCAAAACUGCCCCACAGCUCAAAGGCACAGCAAAAUACAGCCUCCUCACAGCAGAACAGUACAAAACAAGCCCAGGACCCAGUGUCACAGCAAAAUACAGCCUCCUCACAGCAGAAACAGUACAAAACAAGCCCAGGACCCAGUGUCACAGCAAAAUACAGCCUCCUCACAGCAGAACAGUACAAAACAAGCCCAGGACCCAGUGUCACAGCAAAAUACAGCCUCCUCACAGCAGAACAGUACAAAACAAGCCCAGGACCCAGUGUCACAGCAAAAUACAGCCUCCUCACAGGAAAACAGUGCUUCAAAACUGCCCCACAGCUCAAAGGCACAGCAAAAUACAGCCUCCUCACAGCAGAACAGUACAAAACAAGCCCAGGACCCAGUGUCACAGCAAACUAAAGCCUCCUCACAGGAAAAGCAGUGCUUCAAAACAGGCCCACAGCUCAAACACACAGCAAACUACACCCUCCUCACAGCAGAACAGUACAAAACAAGCCCAGGACCCAGUGUCACAGCAAAAUACGGCUUUACAGCUAAAUGGUACCGCAGAACAGAUCCACAGCUCAAAGGCACAGCAAAAUACAGCUUCAUCACAGCAGAACAGUACAAAACAAGCCCAAGACCCAGUGCCACAGCAAAAUACAGCUUCACAGCAAAACAGUGUGUUGAAACUACCCCAGAGCCCAAAAUCAGAUCAGAAAACAGUCUCAUCACAGCAGAACAUGCCAAUACAACCCUACAGCUCAAAAGCACAGCACAAUGCAGCCUCCACAUUGCAGAACAACUCAAAAUCAGACCAAAAAAAUAGCCUCACAGCAAGACAUUGCCUCAAAACAGCCCCACAGCUCAAAAUCAGAAGAGAAAACCGCCUUAUCACAGCAGAACACGCCAAUACAAUCCCACAGCCCAAAAGCACAGCACAAGGCAGCCUCCUCACAGCAGAACACCACCUCACAUCCCAGUUCAUUGGUGUACGAACUCCUGCAGAAGUCCACAGCCUCUGUGGCACCACAAGACAGAGUAGCGGCACCUCAGACCUCAUCCAGGCCCUCUCGUGGUGACCAGGGGGAGUUAAACAAAGGAAAUCAAGCAGCAGACAGCAGAUAUCUAUAGCAACGAACACCCAUCACAGCCACAGACUCAGCCACCAUUCAUCACUACCCAUACAGGCUCCCUCACCCCGGCACACAGGCCCAGCAAUGCAGCAACUCAGGAAGACAGACUAGUUUCAAGCCCAGACCUGCCAGCCAAUCAUACAAAAGCUAACUUGCUCACCAACACCAAGGCUUCCUCAGAGGUGCAUAGCAGAAAGGUACAGGACGCCAAUGAUGACGUGCUUGUUGUCACUUCGUUCAUCAACGAAACACCUUACAAGAAAUGCAAGCCUGGGCUUGAGGAGUCGCAUGGCACGCACACACCGCUGGAAUGUCGAGGAAGCAAGAAGGCAAGGAUUGAUGUUGGAACAAAACACAAGGAAGAUCAGAGUGUAAAUAAAGAUGUCAGCUCAGGGAAGGAGAAAAUUAAGGAAGAAAAGAUAGACAUUGAAAUUCAACAGAGUACAGACAAGCAGGAUGUGAACCCAAAAAGUGAUGCAGCUGUGAUUUGUGAAGGCAGCAGUGAAGUGCAGCCCAGGAAGAGGCAGCUGAGUUGGGAGAAAGAGAAUCAGAUGCAGCAGUCACCCAAGAAGGGUCUGAAAGCCCUCACAUUGAAGGAACAGAAUCUGAACCCAAAUAGAGACACUGUUGUAAAUUCAGAGCACACUAGUGAAGAUGGACAAAAGGAGAAGAUUGCUUCUGUCAAGUUUAUCUAUAAAUCAGAGGGAAACCCUCCAACACUGCAGACAAAGGAAAAGAAGGUUUAUGAUCCACUGAGGAUGAAAAAACAGGCUAUAAGAGAUAAUUAUGCAGUGUCUCAAGGCACCACUGAAGCUGCAAACGGAGAUAAACAGACGAGAGAUGAGGGAACAAGUGACAGUGCAAGAAAAGACAACUCAGCUCAACAAACAGCUAAAGAGAAGGUUCCAAAUGUCCUUCCAGUGAAAAAAACGAGUGAUAAAGGAAACAAAUAGAGAUUCCCAAGACACCAGUGGAAUUAGAGACGUGGAAAAACAAGCAAGAGAUGAGGGAACCAGCGACAACCCAAGGAAAUACAACUCAGCUCAACAAACAGAGGAGGUCCCAAACACACUUCAUAUUAAAAAGCAAAUAAUAAAACAUUCAUGUAGAGACUCCCGAGAUACUGGUGGAGCUACACACUCAGAAAAACAAGCAAGAGAUGAGGGAACCAGUGACAACCCAAGGAAAUGCAGUUCAAUUCAACAAAACAGCUGUAGAGAAGGUUCCAAAUGCACCUCAUAUUAAAAAGCAAAUGAUAAAAUAUGCAUGUACAGACUCCCAAGAUACUGGUGGAGUUACACACUCAGAAAAACAAGCUAGAGAUAAGGGAGCCGGCCACAGGGUUAAGAAAGAGUUACUGAGCAGAUUGAAGGCUAAAAAAAAUGUUGCGAACUCCAUAAUAAACAAACUAGUGGCUGAUUCGAAUCUCAUGCAUCACGAGAAGGGAAUGCUGAUCCAGCUGACCGUGAACAGCCUCAAGAACUUAUGCCUGGAGACUGAAAAUUCUAAGGAGGAGGAGAAGGAGGGGAUAGUGUUAGAAAGUGAUAAAAAUAAGGACAGCCAUGGGAGAGUUGGAGAAAGAAAGGUAAAUGACAGGGUGACUGGGAAAGGAAAGAAGAGUAAAGAGAUGAAGGUGAACAAAGAGAAGAGGAAGGAGAGUGAGAAAGAAAAGGUGGAGAAGAAGAAAAGGGAGAUGAAUGAAAGAGGUGAAAGGAAUGGACAUGAUAAAGAAAGAGAGCGAAGCAACAAAAACCAAAUAGAGAAGAGGAGAAAGAACAAGUUUAAGGAAAGAGAGGAGGAAAGGGAAGCAAAAAAGAGGAAAAGAGAAGAGAUAGCAGCAGCAGAAGAGCAGAAAAACAAGACCAAAA